UCUACACUCAUCCAUACACUCUCUCUCUACAAGAAGAAGAAGAAGAAAUAAUGACAAGCAGUGAGGUUAUCUCUCUAACAACAGGGCAGAGGAGGUUAGAAGGAAAGGUGGCCCUAAUAACUGGCGGCGCAAGUGGGAUUGGCGAAUGCACUGCAAAAAUAUUUGUCCACCAUGGUGCCAAAGUCGUCAUCGCGGACAUCCAAGACGACCUCGGUCAUGCACUAUGUGCCAACGUGCUCGGCUCGACCAACUCCCUCUAUGUUCACUGCGAUGUCACAGAUGAAUCCCAAGUCCAAGCGGCAGUGGCAGCUGCCGUAGAAACCUUCGGCAAGCUCGAUGUCAUGAUGAAUAAUGCAGGCAUAGUUGACCCCAGCAAGCCUCGAAUCAUCGACAACGAUAGAAGUGACUUCGAUCGAGUCCUCAACAUCAAUGUCACUGGCGUCUUCCUCGGCAUCAAACAUGCGGCACAGGCCAUGAUCCCAGCGAAAACUGGCUCAAUUUUAUCGACCGCAAGCGUGGCAUCGUAUAUCGGUGGCUCUGCAUCGCAUGCUUACACAUGCUCGAAGCACGCAGUGGUGGGGCUGACGAAGAAUGCGGCCGUGGAGUUGGGACAGUUUGGGAUUAGAGUAAAUUGCCUGUCGCCUUAUGCAUUGGUGACGCCGUUGGCGACGAAGUUUGUGGGGUUGAACGGGGCGGAGUUUGAGGAGGUUAUGGGUUCUAAGGCAAAUUUGAAAGGAGUAACGCUUAAGGCUGAAGAUGUGGCUAAUGCAGCUUUGUUUCUGGCAAGUGAUGAAAGUAGGUAUGUGAGUGGCCAUAAUUUGUUGAUCGAUGGAGGUUUCAGCAUUGUUAAUCCCAAUAUCAAUAUUUUCCAAAAUUAGGAGCCAUGUUUGAGAUUAAACUAAGUAAGUACUUCGAAUUAAAGAAGGUAAGAUUUCUAAAUCUUAUAUGGAACGGUUAAAAAUGUGGUUGUCUCAUUGAAUAAUAAUACUACCCACCUCUUUUUAUGCUCUUUAA
Cucumis melo (muskmelon) is the source of this 1014-nucleotide messenger RNA. RefSeq names its product secoisolariciresinol dehydrogenase-like. The record is from RefSeq and is a predicted model, not a curated record. The coding region runs from base 51 to 878 and encodes 275 amino acids. Gene Ontology annotation, molecular function: oxidoreductase activity. Lineage: Eukaryota; Viridiplantae; Streptophyta; Magnoliopsida; Cucurbitales; Cucurbitaceae. The transcript is spliced from 2 exons.